Apodemus sylvaticus (European woodmouse) is the source of this 1230-nucleotide messenger RNA. RefSeq names its product membrane associated ring-CH-type finger 4 (gene Marchf4). Gene Ontology annotation, molecular function: ubiquitin-protein transferase activity; zinc ion binding. NCBI's taxonomy places the organism in Eukaryota, Metazoa, Chordata, Mammalia, Rodentia, Muridae. The transcript has 4 exons. The coding region runs from base 1 to 1230 and encodes 409 amino acids. The record is from RefSeq and is a predicted model, not a curated record. Gene Ontology annotation, biological process: protein ubiquitination.
AUGCUCAUGCCCUUGGGUGGGCUGCUGUGGUGGUGGUGCUGCUGCUGUGGCUGGUACUGCUGUGGACUGUGCACCCCAGCUCCCCAGAUGUUGCGCCACCAGGGUCUCCUCAAGUGCCGCUGCCGAAUGCUCUUCAAUGACCUGAAGGUUUUCCUACUGAGGCGCCCCCCUCCAGCGCCCCUGCCCAUGCACGGUGACCCCCAGCUCCCUGGUGUGGCGGCCAACAACAACACCCUUCCGGCUCUGGGUGCCGGGGGGUGGGCAGGCUGGAGGGGCCCCCGAGAAGCGGUGGGCAGGGAGACCCCUCCUCUGCCACCUCCACCACCUCUGCCUCCUUCUGUGGAAGAUGACUGGGAUAGCCCAGCCACGGGGCCACCUGCCUCCCUGCUCGGCAGUGCUUCCUCUGACGAAUUCUGUAAGGAGAAAACUGAGGACUGCUACUCUCUAGGAAGUAGCUUGGACAGUGGCAUGAGGACUCCCCUCUGCCGCAUCUGUUUCCAGGGACCAGAACAGGGAGAGCUGCUAAGCCCAUGCCGCUGUGACGGUUCAGUCAAAUGUACACACCAGCCAUGUCUCAUCAAAUGGAUCAGUGAAAGGGGCUGCUGGAGUUGUGAGCUGUGCUACUACAAGUACCAUGUCAUCGCCAUAAGCACAAAGAAUCCUCUACAGUGGCAGGCCAUAUCCCUGACAGUCAUCGAGAAGGUUCAGAUUGCAGCCGCCAUCUUGGGUUCUCUCUUCCUCAUCGCCAGUAUCUCUUGGCUCAUCUGGUCGACCUUCAGUCCCUCAGCAAAAUGGCAACGCCAAGACCUCCUCUUCCAGAUCUGCUAUGGGAUGUACGGCUUCAUGGACGUGGUGUGCAUAGGUCUCAUCAUCCACGAAGGGCCCUCGGUGUAUCGCAUCUUUAAACGCUGGCAGGCUGUAAACCAGCAGUGGAAAGUGCUGAACUAUGAUAAGACAAAAGACUUAGAGGAUCAAAAAUCAGGAGGCAGGACAAACCUACAGACUUCCUCAUCUGCCCAAGCCAACAUGCCCUCCACGGAAGAGGAGGCAGCCAGCCCGCCUGCCCGUGAAGAGGGCCCCACCAGGGCUGCCAGCCACCCCUCAGGCCCUGUGUCCCAACACCACUGUGCUUACACCAUCCUACACAUCCUGAGUCACUUGAGACCUCAUGACCAGAGGAGCACCCAGGGCAGCAGCCGAGAGCUCGUCAUGAGAGUCACCACAGUGUGA